Molecule: messenger RNA, 3630 nt
Organism: Symbiodinium necroappetens
Lineage: Eukaryota; Dinophyceae; Suessiales; Symbiodiniaceae
Source: the annotation of a GenBank genome assembly
AUGUCACGACGCGUGGUGAUCACCGGCGCCGGCGCGGUGACGGGCUUCGGCCCGGGCAUCGAGCCGCUGUUCAACGCCCUGCUGGAGGGGCGCUCCUCCAUCGGCCCCAUGACGUGCGUCUCGCCGGGCGGGUUCCCCUGCCAGGUGGCGGCGGAGGUCCGCGAUUUCAAGGCGCGCGACUACGUCCCCAAGCACUACCGCAAGGCCGUGAAGGUCAUGGCCCGCGACAUCGAGCUCGCCGUCGGCGCGGCGCUCGAGGCCGUGCGGAACGCCGGGCUCGUCACCAAGGGCACAAACGAGGACGAGAGCGCCGAGGUCACGUACGCGCCCCAGCGCGUCGGGUGCCACAUCGGCGCCGGGCUCAUCGCGGCGGACGUCAACGAGCUCGCCUACGCGAUGGUCACGUCGUCCGACGGCGCGGGCCAGAUCUCCUACGACGCCUGGGGCGAGACCGGCAUGGGCAACCUCACGCCCCUCUGGCUCCUCAAGUACCUGCCCAACAUGCUCGCGUGCCACGUCACGAUCAUCCACGACGCGCGCGGGCCCUCGAACACCAUCACCUGCUCCGAGGCGUCGGGCAUCCUCUCGCUUGGCGAGUCGCUCCGCGUCAUCCAGCGCGGGGACGCGGAGAUGUGCUACUCGGGCAGCGCCGAAUCCAAGCUCAACCACACCGGGCUCGUGCGGAUGCAGUUCGCCGAGCUCCUCGCGCCGAUCGCGCUGGACGAUUUCGAGGAGAGCGACCCCGCGUCGUACUACGCGCCGUACACGGACAACGCGCGGGGCGGCGUGCCCGGGGAAGCGGGGGGGAUCCUGAUCCUCGAAGAGCUGCAGAGCGCGACGGAGCGAGGCGCGACGCCCAUGGCGGAGGUCGUCGGCUUCGGCGCGGGGCACGCGCCGGCGAGCGACGACCCUUCUGAGCGCGCCCGGGGGCUCGCCACCGCCAUCCGAACCGCGUUGAAGGACGCGAGCCUCGAACCCGGCGCGAUCUCGGCGGUCCUCCCGCACGCCUCGUCGGUCAAGAAACAGGACGAAGAGGAAAUGGCCGCGCUGCGAGCGGUGUUCGGGAACGAUUUGGAUGCGGUCCCCCUCGUGCCCGUCGUGCAGGCCAUCGGCGAGACGAUGGCGGGCGGCGGCUCCGUCGCGUGCGCCGUCGGCGCGAUGAUGCUCCGCGAACAGAAAACGCCCAAACGCACCAUCGGCGACGCUCCGGGGGGCGCGCUAGAGCACGUGCUCGUGUGCACCAAUUCGAUCGCCGGUCAGAACGCGGCGCUCAAUCAUCCCAAGACGUUCCGGGGGAAACGACCGAACGUCAUCGGCACGCUACCUCACGCCUCACGCCCAACCGGAGACAACACGAUGACCGACCGACGCCCGACCCUCCGCAACGACGAACUCGACCCGGCGCUCACCGAGGUGAGCCGAUCGGUCAUCGGGUGCGCCAUCGAGAUCCACAAGGCCAUCGGCCCGGGCUUCGACGAGGGCGUCUACGAGAAGGCGCUCAGCGCCGAGCUCGACGCCGAGGGCGUCGACCACAAGCUGGGCCACGACUUCACCAUCGAGUACCGGGGCAAGGAGAUCGGCACGCACCGCGUCUCUCUGUUUGUCGACGAUCGAUUCGUCGUGCAGGUGCUCGCGGACGACCGCGAGCUCGGGCUCAUCAUCAACUUCCACCGCCGCCGCCUCAAGGACGGCGGCCUCGUCCGCACGCUCGUGACGCUCGAACCCAACGGACAACGCGUGGUCAUCACGGGGAUGGGGUGGGUCACCCCCCUCGGGACCGAUCUGGACGGCGUGUGGCGCCGCCUGCUCGCGGGCGAGUGCGCCAUCGCGCCCGUCUCGCGCUACCGCGCCGACAAAUUCGCGACCAACUUCGCCGCCCAGGCGGAGAUCCCCUCGCUCGACGGCGUGCUCUACAACGCCGAGUCCCACGCCACGGCCCAGCCGCACGCGCUGUUCGCGCUCCGCGCCACCGCCUCCGCGUGGAAGCAGGCGGGGCUGGGUGAUCCCGCCUCCGCCGGGACGCUGCUCUCGAAGGACUCCGGCGUCGCGCCGGAGCGCAUCGGCGUCUACCUCGGCGCCGGCGAGGGCGUCCCGGACUUCGAGCGCCUCGCGCAGGUCAACCUCGAGAGCUGGGCGGAGGACCGACGCGCGGUGGACGACGCGAAGUGGGCCGAGCGGGCCCUCGCGCUGCUCACCCCGCACAAGGAAUUCGAGCAGGAGCCGAACAUCGCCGUCUCGCGCGUCGCGCGCACGUUCGGCGCGAUCGGCCCGGCCCUCAAUUGCAUGACCGCGUGCGCCGCCUCGACGCAGUCCGUCGGCGAGGCCGCGGCCCUGAUCCGCCGGGGCGACGCCGACGUGAUGAUCGCCGGCGGCGCGCACUCGAUGAUCCACCCGCUCGGGAUGACCGGGUUCAUCCGCCUCACCGCGAUGAGCACGCGGACGGACGACCCGGCGCACGCCGCGAGGCCCUUCGACUCCACGCGCGACGGCUUCGUCAUGGGCGAGGGCGCGGGCAUCGUGAUCCUCGAAUCGCUCGAGUCCGCUCGGCGUCGCGGCGCCACGCCCCUCGCGGAGGUCGCCGGCUUCGGCUCCUCCGCGGACGCGUACCGCAUCACGGACAUCCAGCCCGAGGGCGAGGGCGCCCAGGCCGCGAUCCGCCAGGCGCUCACCCAGGCCGGCCUCACCCCCGAGCAGACGGACGAAUCCGGCCGCCCCGCGGUGCACUACAUCUCCGCGCACGGGACGGGCACGAAGGAGAACGACUCCAUCGAGACCCGCGCCGUGAAGGCGGUCUUCGGCGACCUCGCGCCGAAGAUCCCGUUCAGCUCCGUGAAGUCCAUGAUGGGCCACCUCAUCCAGGCGGCGGGCACCGUCGAGCUCAUGACCUGCAUCAAGGCGAUCGAGACCGGCUGGGUCCCGCCGACGAUCAACCUCAACGCGCCGGACCCCGUGUGCGAGCUGGACUACGUGCCCAACGAAGCACGCGACUACACCGCGCAGGGCGGCGUGCACGCGGCCCUGUCCAACGGCUUCGGCUUCGGCGGGCAGAACAACACGCUCCUCGUCCGGAAGUCCCUCCUCGUGCGCCUCGCGAUCGCGUCCGCGGUGCUCUUCGCGCUCGGGAUCGUUGGCCUCGUCGCCGCGGGGUGGUACGCGAGCAAGCUCAUGCGCGAGGAGCCCGCGUGGUGGGCGGGCGCGGACGUGUCCCAGAUCGAGGACGCCCCGCGCCGCGCGCGCCUGCUCGAGCAGGGCGUCACCACCGCGCUGCACGAGCCGCGCGAGAGCGACGAGCCGUGGUCCGUCCGCAUGACCGACGACGACGUGAACGCCUGGCUCGAGCACCGCCUCGGGUCGUGGCUCGAGAACCGGUCGAUGGACCUCCCCUCCGAUUUCAACGCCCCGCGCGUCCGCGUCGAGGGCGGGCGCGUGACCGUCGGGUUCAAGUCGCCCGACCCGCGCAUCCCGGGUGUGCUCGCGGUGGAAUUCACGCCCGAGCUCACCGAAAACGGCGCCCUCCGCGCCGCCAGCCGGUCCUUCUCGAUGGGCAACAUGCGCAGGGCACGCCCCUGGAAGACGUCGUGGGCGUGCUGCUGGAAUCCGGGCGGACGCUCCCGGCCGACGUCCUGCUGA